This is a messenger RNA of Prunus avium (sweet cherry), 3126 nucleotides long. Its product is annotated as scarecrow-like protein 34. Lineage: Eukaryota; Viridiplantae; Streptophyta; Magnoliopsida; Rosales; Rosaceae. The record is from RefSeq and is a predicted model, not a curated record.
CACAUGCCCAAGUCCCAUUUCAUCUCAUAAAGCGGCGUUCCCAGAAAGUUCGUGACUCUCUCUCUGCCUUGCUUAUUAUAUAAGGCACAAAACUCCCCCUCCAAGGUCUAGUUUUCCCCAAGGUUGUCCCUUUUCAGUCCCAAACCAAAUCUCUACGCUCUUCUUCAAGGUACGCUACACCCCCUCUCUUCAACUUCUUUGUCUUCCUUUUCAGUAAAGGUUCGUUCUUUGCUUAAUCUUGUAGCUUGAACUUAAAACCCUUUGCUUCUUCCUGAGCAAAAAUCUGAUGGGUUUUUGAGCUUCUUCAAUCUACUUUGUUUAAUUCUUUCCUUCUCAUGUUGUGUCUGAGAUUUUAGCUUGAAUUUUCAUCACUCCCUUUCUUUUUUGGUGGUGUUUUUAAGUUUAAGAGGGGUUUAGACUUUUUAGAGUUAAGAGUUUCCUUGUGAUUAUGGAUCCAACUAUCAAUGGAGUCCCUGAUUACACGAAUGGUUUCAAUAUUGAUGCCCAUCCCUUCUUACCCAAUUCAACUCAAUUCCCAAAUCUCACAAAUGAAUACCAAUUUAACCAGCUCUCUCCGGAUCUUAACUUUUUGGAUAAUCAUUUUUCACUUCCAUCACCUGAUUUAGAACCUGGUAAUUUUGUUCCUUCAAUUAGUGUGAGCUCAGAUGGAGAGUCAUUUGUUCCAUAUACUAGUUUGAGUCCAGAUGGAGACUCAUUUGCUCCUCCCAUGACUACUGUGAGCCCCGGAGGAGACUCUUCCUCUGAUGACACUGACUUCUCUGAAACUGUUUUCAAGUUCAUAAAUCAGAUUCUUAUGGAAGAGAACAUAGAGAAAAAACCCUGCAUGUUCUAUGAUCCAUUGGGUCUUCGUGUGACUGAGAAAUCGUUCUAUGAUGCCCUUGGUCAAAAGUACCCUUCUUCACCUAAUCAGCAACCCCUUUAUAUUGAUCAAAAUGUUGAGAGUCCCGAUGGUAAUUUUUCUGGAAACUGUAGUGAUUGUAGUGGUAGUAAUAGUAGUGCUAGUCCUGGUACUAGCAACUCGGUUGAUCCUCCAUGGCUUGGAUAUCCGGUAGACCAAAAACCCUUUUUGUCACAAACUUCCCUUCCCAAUGACCACACUUUCCAGUUUAAUUCACAUCCCAAUUCACAGUUGUCUGUUCCUCCGACAAACGACCUGACUAGUUUUGGAGACGAGCUGCAUGUUGACAAUGCACUGCAGGGCUCUUCUGUAAAUGAGUUUCUGGCUCAGAAUAUAUUUACAGAUAGUGAAUCUAUCUUGCAGUUCAAUAGAGGGUUAGAGGAAGCUAGUAAGUUCCUUCCAAAAGAUAAUCAGUUGAUUAUUAAUCUGGAAAGCAACACAACGUAUCCAGAAGUGAAACGACAUGCUCCGACAGUUAUUGUCAAGAAGGAAAAGAGUGAGAGGAAGAACUCACCUAAUGGGUCAAGGGGAAGGAAGAAUCAUGAGCGGGGAGAUGUUGCCCCUGAAGAAGAGAGGAGUAGCAAGCAGUCUGCAGUUUAUAUACAAGAGAGUGAAUUAUCUGAGAUGUUCGACAAGGUGUUGCUUUGCACUGGAGGAAAUAAUGAGUCUCCAUGUGACAAUGUUGCUUUUCAGAAUGAAGCAAGCCAGGCUUUGCAGCCAAAUGGACAUCCACAAGAGUCUAAUGGUAAUGGUGGGAAAGCUCGUGCUAAGAAACAGGGAAAGAAGAAGGAAACUGUCGAUUUAAGGAAUCUCCUGAUUUUAUGUGCACAGGCUGUGUCUAGCAAUGAUUUUAGGACCACUAGUGAACUACUAAAGCAGGUUAGGCAGCACUCUUCUCCUAAUGGCGAUGGAUCUCAAAGGGUGGCUCACUUUUUUGCAAAUGCUCUAGAGGCUCGUAUGGCUGGUACUGGCACUGGAACACAGAUUUUUUAUGCUUCCCUUGCUUCCAAAAGGACAGCAGUGGUUGAUACUUUGAAAGCUUACCAAGUUCAUCUUUCAGCUUGCCCUUUCAAGAAAAUAUCAAUUUUCUUCAAAAACAAGAUGAUUUUGAAGAUGGCUGAGAAAGCAACAACCCUUCAUAUUGUGGAUUUUGGUAUCCUCUAUGGUUUUCAGUGGCCAAUCCUUAUCCAGCAUCUUUCGAAGAGACCUGGUGGACCUCCCAAGCUACGCAUAACGGGGAUAGAGAUUCCCGAACCUGGGUUUCGUCCAGCAGAUUGGAUUGAAGAGACUGGACGCCGCCUGGCGAAAUAUUGUGAGCGUUUUAAUGUACCUUUUGAGUAUAAUGCCAUAGCAUCACAGAAUUGGGAAUCUAUCAAACUAGAGGAUCUCAAGACUGAAAGGAAUGAGGUACUUGCUGUGAAUUGUAUGUUACGGUUCAAGAACCUACUUGAAGACACAGUUGAAGUGAACUGUCCAAGGGAUUCCGUUCUAAAACUAAUCAGAAGGAUGAAACCAGAUAUUUUUGUCCAUACCAUUGUCAAUGGUUCCUACAAUGCCCCUUUCUUUGUCACUCGAUUUCGGGAGGCUCUCUUCCACUUCUCUGCCCUGUAUGAUGCGUUUGAUAUUAAUAUAGCCCGUGACAAUGAAGAGAGGUUGAUGUUUGAGAGAGAGUUCUAUGGCCGGGAGGCUAUGAAUGCAAUAGCAUGUGAGGGCUUAGAAAGGGUUGAGAGGCCUGAGACAUACAAGCAGUGGCAGGUUCGUUGUACAAGGGCUGGUUUGCGGCCGCUGCCAUUGGACCAAGAUCUGCUGAAGAUCUUUAAGGGUAAGGUGAAGGCAUGGUACCACAAAGAUUUUGUAAUUGAUCAAGACAGUGAUUGGAUGCUUCAAGGAUGGAAGGGUCGAAUUGUCUAUGCUUCUUCUUGUUGGGUUCCAGCAUAGGAAUCUUGUAAAGCAUGCCUGUUUGAAUUUCUUUGAGAAUUGUGAUGCAAGGGUGUCUGAUAAAAUGCCCUUCCUCCUUUCUUUUUGGAUUUGUAAUCAAAUGAAAUUCCGCCUUUCUUGAUUUGCUUUCCAUCAGUAGUUGUAAUAGGGGGAAAUUUUCAUUCUGAAUCUUGUACAGUCUUUUGCGAAGUCUUGUGUUUGUUGUAUCAGAUGUUUCAAGAAGUGGCAUUACGGAAUUCAUUAUAUAUUGCAUGUUCAUUUGUCUUCUA